Serendipita indica DSM 11827 is the source of this 1053-nucleotide messenger RNA. NCBI's taxonomy places the organism in Eukaryota, Fungi, Basidiomycota, Agaricomycetes, Sebacinales, Serendipitaceae. The record is from the annotation of a GenBank genome assembly.
AUGGGAAAACGCGCUGAAGUCGGGACUCCAAAGUAUCUGGCCAACGCCAUGAAGUCCAAGGGCCUCCAGCGACUUCGUUGGUACUGUCAAGUUUGUCAAAAGCAAUGUAGAGACGAGAAUGGCUUCAAAUGUCAUACGCAAUCCGAGGGACACUUGCGCCAGAUGCUCGUGGUUGGAGAGAACGCCGGAAAGCACAUCCACGACUAUUCGAUGCAGUUCCAAAGCGAGUUUGUCGCAUUGCUUUCGAGAACUUGCGGUACGGAGCGCGUCAAGGCGAAUAACAUCUACCAAGAAUAUAUCCGCGACAAGAAUCACCUACACAUGAACGCCACUCGUUGGGUGACAUUGACCGGUUUCAUUGGCCAUUUGGCCCAAGCAGGGAUCGUCAAAGCUGAGGACACUGAGAAAGGAUUGUUCAUCUCGUGGAUCGACAAUUCUCCCAAAGCUCUCGCGAAAGCGGAGGCCAACAUGAAGAAGGAGCGUUUGAACAAGUCCGACGAACAGCGCGAGCGGCAGAUGAUCGAGGAGCAGAUAGAGCGAUCAGCAGCACAUCAGAGUCAGUUCAAAGUAGACGACGAAGACUCCUCCGGUACGACACCACCAGCCGAGCUCAAACGCGAGGAGGGCGAAAAGGUCAAGCUAUCGCUCAACUUGAAGAAGCCAGCCGCCAACUCGCCCGAAACUUCAGCCCAGGCUCUUUCUCCUCCGAAAGAAGAGGCUAGCUCGUCUUCACCGUCUACAUCCACUCAGACACCUGCCGUCGACGCUCCAUUAGCCCCAACUCCCGCCGCUCAACCUCCGAAACCUGCCGCUCCCACCAAUGUCUUCAAGUCAAACGUCUUCAAAGCCGCCGCGAAACCCGCGCCGACAAACGUGUUCAAGGCAGGAAGCUCGAAUCCUCUCAAGGGGUCCAGCGUGCCUUCCACUGCGGGUGUCAAGAGACCGUUGAGUGUUGCAGAAGCGCUCAUGCAAGAGGAUAUGGAGCGCAAGCGAAGACGGAUGGAACGGGAGAGCGUUCGACAUGCUUCCAAUCAACGUUCAUUUAUGGCAUAA